Molecule: messenger RNA, 1146 nt
Organism: Suillus fuscotomentosus
Lineage: Eukaryota; Fungi; Basidiomycota; Agaricomycetes; Boletales; Suillaceae
Exons: 7
Source: RefSeq, a predicted model, not a curated record
UAUGGUCGAGCUUGCCAACCGCGUGGGAGUCGAGGCCAAGGCCAGAGCUAAACUUUGAAAAGUAGCUUCAAGCGUUACUCGGGUCUCUGGCCUUUUGUCGUCCGCGGUAUUUUGUCAUUCGCCGUUCCGCCCCAAAGGACUACUGGCGGGGUAGCUUUGAUGAUCAAUUUUCAUCUCUUUCUGUUCUUGUCCUAGCUGGCCUUGCAUGCCACCGGUUCUUGGCCUGCGGACAACCUUUGGUUAUUGGCCUACAUGCCACAUUUACUUGUCGGCCUUCAUUGUCGUUUCUGCCAGUCUAUUCCCCUACAUAAGUACUAUGUCCGCGACACUUCCUAAGUUUCGAAACCACAUCCUCAAGUCCCUCUUACCCAGCGGAUCGCAGAAUGAAUGAUUAUAACUUCUGGCAUGAGGAUUCGGAUCUAUACAGGGCAUUGCCUCCAGAAUGGCUAAGAUUGGUCGAUAAUGACCUGUCAUCAUCUCAGCCUCAACAGGAUUGCCUGCCUUCGGCUCCAGAGUAUCCCCCGCCCGUGGUUACUCAGCACCACCAGCAUCACAUGAAUGGCGGAGAUUCAACGAGUAACGACCAGCGUAUUCAUAUUGCUACUCAACAGCCUUCGUACAACGCCUCUUUCAAUCAUCUCCGCUCUCCUUCCUCCAAUGAUCCGUUGGUGAACAAUCCGGAGUCUUCUGGCAACAUUUGCGAAUCAAGCCCCAGUGGGGGUCAGCCUGACCCGGUCCAUGACAACCCACCAACAUCGCUCACAUCUAGCAGCUUGUAUGUCUGCAAGUGGAAUGAUGGUCACGGUCCAUGCAACAAGGCCCUAAAUAAACAAGAGAUGAAGAAACACAUACCAUCCCAUCUCCCACGUGGGAACUCUCAUGUUAUAUGUCGGUGGGAGGGAUGCACGUACCAACAGCCCAUGCGCCGAGAUACAAUCAUACGCCAUAUCCGUCAGAUUGACCUCAAAAUCGAUCCCCGACGCAGUAGUAGGUUACUCCGAGUCGUAUUUAUGAGUAAACUCCGUCUACAUCCAUAGCCGUAUUAAUUACGAUUACAUCGACUGCCGUUCAAUAUGAGACCUUUGCUAUGUUUCCCUUUUGUAUUCAUGUUACUUCAUGCCUUCGUCCUUAACAACGUAUCUUAAU